GAGGCCGAGGCGCUCGGGGCCCGUUUCAAACCGGCGGUCGCGGGGCCGCGGCCCGGCACGAGAUGGCGGAGAGCGACAGGGUCGAGGCGGCCGCGCCGCGCAGGGCCGAGGAGGCGGCCGGGCAGCAGCCCCCGCAGCCGCAGCAGCAACAGCCGCCGCCGCAGCAGCAGCCGCAGCAACAGCCGCCGCAGGAUGAGGAGGCGGCGGCGGCCGCGGCGCCCGGGAGCGGCGCGGGCAGCGCUAAUGGCGUCAAAAUGGAAAAUGAUGAGACAGCAAAAGAGGGGAAAGCACCUGUGAAAGAGAAGUACAAAGCGAAGGCAAUCCCUUCUCUUGGAAACAAGAAUAGAUUCCAUCCCUAUUCCAAGGAGAAGAAUGCAGGCUCUGGAGACAAGAAGGCUGUUAAUCGUAAUAGAGUUUUUAUUAGCAACAUCCCGUAUGACAUGAAAUGGCAAGCUAUUAAAGAUCUUAUGAGAGAGAAAGUUGGUGAGGUUACAUACGUGGAGCUGUUUAAGGAUGCUGAAGGAAAAUCAAGGGGUUGUGGUGUGGUUGAAUUCAAAGAUGAAGAAUUUGUUAAGAAAGCAUUAGACACUAUGAACAAAUAUGAUCUUAGUGGAAGACCCCUGAAUAUUAAAGAGGAUCCUGAAGGUGAACAUGCUCGUAGGGCAUUACAGCGUGGGGGAGGACAGUUUCCAGGAGGACAUGGACCUGAUGCAGCACCUGGAAUAAUGAAUUUACCACCUUCUAUUCUCAAUAAUCCAAACAUUCCUCCUGAAGUUAUCAGUAACUUGCAGGCAGGCAGGCUUGGGUCCACUAUUUUUGUUGCUAAUCUUGACUUUAAAGUUGGCUGGAAGAAGCUGAAGGAGGUGUUCAGCAUUGCUGGAACUGUGAAGCGUGCCGACAUCAAAGAAGAUAAAGAUGGCAAGAGUCGAGGGAUGGGAACAGUUACCUUUGAACAAGCAAUUGAAGCUGUUCAAGCAAUAUCAAUGUUCAAUGGACAAUUCCUAUUUGAUAGACCCAUGCAUGUAAAAAUGGAUGACAAAUCAGUUCCUCACGAAGAUUUCCGUGUUGCGGACAGCAAAAGCUCACAGUUACCUCGUGGUCUUGGUGGCAUUGGUAUGGGACUUGGACCAGGUGGACAACCCAUCAGUGCAACACAGUUGAGCAUGGGCGGUGGAAUGGGGAGCAUGGGUCCAGGAGGUAUGGGAAUAGACGGUCCAGGAUUUGGUGGAAUGAGUAGAAUGGGAGGCGGACUUGCUGGAUUUCGUGGAAUGGAAGGAAUGCCCAAUAUGGGAGGAUUUGGAGUCAACCGAAUGGGAGGUAAAAUGUUCCGUGGUGGAAUGGGAGCAAACAUGGAAAGAGAAUUUGGUCGUGGUGAGAUGGCAUUGAACCGUGGUUUUGGAGAGUCUUUUGGAAGGAUGGGUGGUGCAAUGAUUGGUGUUUUUGCAGGAGGAAUGGGAGCACCUAGCAUGGGCCCAGUAAGAUCUGGAAUGAGUGGUGGAAUGGGUGGUAUGAACAGUAUGGCUGGAGGAAUGGGAAUGGAUCGGAUGAGCUCUGGAUUCGAUCGAAUGGGACCAGCCAUGGGUGGAGGCCUGGACAGGAACAUCGAUAUCGAUCGAGGGUUUGUGCCUGGCCCCAUGGGAAGUGGCAUAAGAGAGAGAUUGGGCUCUAAAGGCAACCAGAUAUUUGUGAGAAAUCUUCCUUUUGACUUGACCUGGCAGAAGCUAAAGGAGAAAUUCAGUCAGUGUGGUCAUGUAAUGUUUGCAGAAAUAAAAAUGGAGAAUGGAAAAUCAAAGGGCUGUGGAACAGUCAGAUUUGACUCACCAGAAUCUGCUGAAAAGGCCUGUAGGAUAAUGAACGGCAUAAAAAUCAGUGGCAGAGAAAUUGAUGUCCGCUUGGAUCGCAAUGCAUAAUUUAAAACUGUGUGUUCAGGAACAUUCCUAUGUCUUGUUUAGCUUCUCUAUCUUAGCAAGUCAUUUUUAGUAACAUUGUAUGCUUACAAAAGAUGUAAAAAGGAACUUUUAAAUCCCACCAGCCUUUAACAGUAUAGUGUUUAAUAUACUGUGAUACUUGUUAACUGAAUCUUACUAUGUUUGGUUUUUAAAGACAAUUUGCCUGAUUUUUGUUGUUUUUUUAGAGGCACUGAGCACCUGCAGGUCCCUGUUGACCGUGGAAGGUUUGGAUGCUCAGUGCCUUUGGAAAAUUAGGCCAAGUGUCUCUAGUCAUUCAGUUUAAAUGAAUGGUUAUACUGUUUUUAAUAAAAUAAGCCAUUUUCUCUGUUAAUCUCAAGACUGCAUAGUGGGAUUUAUUUAGUGUUUUCUGGUUUUUAUUUUUGCCCUCCAGUGUGUAUCAACAUUGUAAUGUAAAAAGUAGAUGUCUUUUUUAUUUUUCAGGAUUUUGGUUUUAUAUGUGUGUUGUAGUCAUACUGUAAUUCCUGACUCUAAAAGAAAGGGCUCCAGUUAAGCUGUGAUGUUUUUGUUCUUAAUAUUACUUUGAUGACAUGACUUAGUUCUGUAUAUAAGACUUAGAGCCCAGUGGGAGUUUGGAGUUGGUUUUUUUAUUUUAUUUUAUUUUGACUAAAUGAAGAAACUGAUCUUUUC
Molecule: messenger RNA, 2597 nt
Organism: Lepidothrix coronata (blue-crowned manakin)
Lineage: Eukaryota; Metazoa; Chordata; Aves; Passeriformes; Pipridae
Gene: MYEF2
Product: myelin expression factor 2
Exons: 17
Coding region: 63-1910 (615 amino acids)
Biological process (GO): regulation of mRNA stability involved in response to oxidative stress
Cellular component (GO): cytoplasm; post-mRNA release spliceosomal complex; nucleus
Molecular function (GO): mRNA binding
Source: RefSeq, a predicted model, not a curated record